Mangifera indica (mango) is the source of this 2658-nucleotide messenger RNA. Its product is annotated as probable inactive leucine-rich repeat receptor-like protein kinase At3g03770. The record is from RefSeq and is a predicted model, not a curated record. The transcript is spliced from 7 exons. Lineage: Eukaryota; Viridiplantae; Streptophyta; Magnoliopsida; Sapindales; Anacardiaceae. Gene Ontology annotation, biological process: protein phosphorylation. Gene Ontology annotation, molecular function: protein binding; protein kinase activity; ATP binding. The coding region runs from base 212 to 2512 and encodes 766 amino acids.
GGUUGUUCAGCAUUGCCUUUAACUUGGAAUCUGCAUUUGUUAUUAACAGUUCAAUGACUCAAUGAAAUGGAACCACAGUUUUUAGUAAUAAACAUUGACCAUCAACAGAAGAAAAGUGAACCCAACAAGCCUCCAUUUGUUUCCAAUCUUGUUUCUUGUUCCUUGUUCUCUCUCAGCUCUUCAUUCUCAUGUGACAACUCUGUUAAUUUCCAUGGCUAAACCGCAACUCCAUAACUCUUACCACUUUCUUCUCUUAUUGCUCAUUUGUUCUUGUUCCGUUCAUCUAUCAAAACAGCUUCAACAAUCUCAAUAUGAAACCCUGAUGAAAAUCCAAGAGCUUCUAGACUAUCCACCAGUUCUGAACAGCUUCUAUAACUCUUCAGACUUAUGCAAUAUCGAGCCAACUCCAUCACUGACGCUGGUUUGUUAUGAAGAUAACUUGACUCAACUUCACAUUGUAGGCGACAGGGGGGUCCAUCCAUUGCCUCAGAGUUUCUCCUCUGGCUCUUUCUUUGACACUCUUGGAGGCCUGUCAAGCUUGAAAGUCUUAUCUCUGGUUUCUCUAAGAUUAUGGGGAGCAAUUCCUGGAAGCAUUGGUCAGUUAUCUUCCCUGGAAAUACUUAAUCUCAGUUCAAACUACUUCAAUGGUCCAAUUCCAGUUCAACUAUCAUAUUUAAAAAACUUGCAGACUCUCAUACUUGACAAUAACAACUGUAGUGGGAAAGUUCCUGGUUGGAUAAGUUCUCUUCGUACUCUUUCUGUUUUGAGCUUGAAGAACAAUUCACUAAGUGGGGUUUUGCCAUCUUCUCUAAAAGAAUUAGAAACUCUCAGAGUUCUCUCUCUUUCAAGGAACAACUUAUCUGGUGAAGUGCCUGAUCUUCAUAACUUGAGAUUCCUUCAACUUCUUAAUUUAGCAGACAACCAUUUUGGUCCUGACUUUCCUAAUUUGCAUAACAAGUUAAUCACCCUUGUACUUAGAAACAACAGGUUUCAGUUUGGCCUCCCUGGUGAACUAUCCACCUACCAUCAGCUUCAAAAGUUGGACAUUUCUUUAAAUGGAUUCGUAGGACCCUUUUUACCUUCAAUUUUGUCUCUACCUUCAAUGGUUUAUCUUGAUAUUCAUGGAAACAAACUCACUGGAAUGUUAUUCCAGAAUAUGUCUUGCAAUCCUGAACUUGGUUAUGUAGAUUUAUCCUUGAAUCUUCUUGUUGGAGAUUUGCCUUCUUGUCUUGAAGUGGGCAACAUGAACAGGCUUGUGUUGUAUUCCAACAAUUGUUUAUCAAAUGUAGAGCAAAUGCAGCAUCCAUCUAACUUCUGCCACAAUGAAGCUCUGGCUGUGAAAGUUCUGCCUCACAAAGAGAAUAAUAAGAAGCCUACUGCAAAAUCGGUUAUUUCAUUAAGCAUGGUAGGAGCAGCUUUAGGGGGCAUUGCAGUUGUUGGGGUGGUUCUUUUGUUUGUCAGGAAAGUUUACAACAAAGAUUCAAUGAAAAUACCAGCAACCUGCAGGUUAAUUAUGGACAAUGUGUCAAAUGUUAACACACUGAAGCUGCUUUCAGAUGCUAAGUGUAUAUCACAAACAAUGAAGAUGGGAGCUACCCUUCCUGUGUACCGAACUUUUACUUUGGAGGAGCUUAAGGAGGCAACAGAUAACUUUGAUGUUUCAAGUUUAAUUAGAGAGAGCUCACAUGGUCAGGUUUAUAGGGGGAAGCUCACUGAUGGCACUGUUGUAGCUAUUAAAAGCAUGAAAAUGAGAAAACGACACAGUCCUCAGAUGUAUACACGCCACAUCGAGAUGAUUUCGAAACUUAGACAUCGCCAUUUGGUUAGUGCUCUUGGGCACUGCUUUGAGAACUGCAUGGAUGAUUCAAGUGUUACCAAAAUAUAUCUGAUAUUUGAGUUUCUCCCAAACAGGACACUUCGAAGCUACAUAUCUGGUCAAAAGCUUACUUGGAUACAAAGAAUAAUGGCUGCAAUAGGAGUUGUAAAGGGUGUCAAGUUCCUGCAUACAGGGAUUGUGCCUGGAAUAUUCUCAAAUCACCUGAAGAUAACAGAUGUUAUAUUAGACCAGGAUCUUCAUGUAAAGAUUAGUACUUAUAACCUUCCUCUUUUAGCCGAAAACAAGGGAAUGGGGUAUUCUGAAGUUCCUUAUUAUGGAAUGAAAGCAAGGCCUUUGGCAAGGACACAACAGGAUGAAAAAAGUGAUGUCUAUGACAUAGGAGUGAUCUUACUCGAAAUCAUCUUGGGAAGACCAAUCACAUCCCAAAACGAAGUUGUUUUCGCAAGAGAUCUUCUACAAGUGAGCAUAACAAUUGACGAGUCAGCUCGAAAAGGUAUUGUAGAUCCAUCAGUUAUGAACGACUGUUCAGAAGAAUCAUUGAAGACCAUGAUGGAAUUAUGUGUCAGGUGUCUUGGCAAUGAGCCAAGAAACCGGCCUUCUGUUGAAGAUGUUCUUUGGAAUCUGCAGUUUGCUGCACAGGUUCAGAAUGUUAAGAACAAUCAGGAGUUGGUGUAAAACUAUCAACUUAAAAUAUUGAAAGCUGUGUGUAUAUGCUUGGCAUAUAAGAAUAGUUGGCCUGUUGAAGUUUUUGUGUUGACAACACUAGAACCGGAUUUAUUUAUUUAUUUUUAUCAUUUGGGUUUAUGCCAAAGUUUAAUUGA